Molecule: messenger RNA, 2742 nt
Organism: Indicator indicator
Lineage: Eukaryota; Metazoa; Chordata; Aves; Piciformes; Indicatoridae
Gene: TMEM67
Product: transmembrane protein 67
Exons: 27
Coding region: 16-2742 (908 amino acids)
Biological process (GO): cilium assembly
Cellular component (GO): MKS complex; ciliary transition zone
Source: RefSeq, a predicted model, not a curated record
CAGCCAGGAUACAGGAUGGUUUCUAGCAAUGGUGGCUCCUCCAUCAUUUGUGAAAAAUGCCCAGAAAAUAUGAGUGGAGUUACUCAGGAUGGGUGGAAUUGUAUUAUCUGCCCUAAAGGCCUAACUUCAGAAGGAAAAUGUAAAUGCCUCAAUAAUGAAAUAUUAGUGGAGAGAAGUAUUGAUGGCAUUUUGCUUAAUGAAGCAUUGUGCAUACAUUGUAAUGGAAGUGAGCACUCCUUGUCUGCUUCAGAUGCCUCAGGAAAUAGGUGUGUAAGAUGUGAACAAACUUUCAUCAAUGUAAGCAAGUCUUGUGACUGCAGCAGCCCAAACAUUUUAACUGGGGGAUUAUGUUUCAGUGCUGGUGAAAGUUUACCCCUAAAAGGAGUUGCAACUGUUCAUUUUGGACAGCUAGGUUUAACACUGACCUCAGCCUGGUUCCUGCAAAACCUGCAGUCCUCAGCCUCUGCCUGUUGGUCUCACUCUAAUCUGACAGCAUGCCAAGCUCUUGGAAAUAUGUGUGUGAUGAAUAUGAACUCACUGAGUCCUUCAAGUGCUGAUGCCUGUGGUUUGUUUCAGUAUAUUUAUGUCAACACAGCAAGGUUAGGCGUUGUUCAUUCAGUAGCCUUCUGGAGGCACAACCUGCCAUGGUUAUAUUAUGGUGAUCUACCAGGAUUAGCAUCCCAAGUGCUUGAGGCAAAUCAUUUCCCUGCAGUCUUCAGUUUUAAAGGAACAGAAAAGGAUGUAAAGCUGCAAUUUAUUGCAGCCUCGUUUGAUGCAGCAGGAAACUUCCUUAAAUGGCAAAGUCUGGAAGGAGGCAUCUUACAGCUUUGUCCUGAUACCCAAACUAAAUUGGAUGCAGCUUAUGCAUUUGGAACAACUUACCAGCAAAGUUGCAAAAUUUCACUUUCCAAGAUUUUACUGGAUUUUCCUAAUCCAAUCUUUUAUGACCUGUUCCUUGAAUAUAAUGGUGAUAAUGGACAGCAAUAUCUCUGGCCUGUGCCAGUUUUAAACUUGAAUCUUCAGUACAGUGAAAUGUUUGUUAAUCAAGGCAGUAACAUGAACAACUGGCUUUUGACUCGUCGAUUUUUCUUGGUGGAUGCUCUGAGUGGAAAAGAGAACAGCUUGGGAAAGCUACCAAGAGUAAUUCGGAUUGCUAGCAAAAUAACCAUAAGCAUUCGUCUGGUACCCCAGAGUAAGAGGGGAGCCAUCUACCCUCCUCUGGUUACUGUUGCUUACACAGAUGUGCUUGUCCAGAACCCUGAAACCCAGAGUGUAAAGGUUUCCUUCUCAGUCAGUUAUGAGAUGAACCAGUCAGAGGCUCAGACUGAUAUUGCCCUGGGUGUGUUGGGUGGUCUGGCAGUGUUGUGGUCCCUCCUCAAGACUACAGGCUGGAAGAGGCGUACAGGAAGCUCUGUAAUUGACUUGCAGACAGUUUUGAAGUUUCUCCUGUUCUAUGCUGGAGACCUUGCCAACGUUUUCUUUCUCAUCACAGUGGGCACAGGGAUUUAUUGGCUUGUGUUCUUCAAAGCUCAGAAGUUUGUCUCCGUCCUUUUACCACUUCCAUCUCAAGAAGAGGAAUUUGUCACAUACAUAGCCUGUGCAUUUAGUUUAAAGGCCCUGCAGUUCUUACAUUUGCUGGUUUCACAACUCACUGUAGAUAUUUUCUUUAUCGACUGGGAAAGACCUAAGGGCAAAGUUCUUAAAGCAGUUGAAGGUGAAGGGGUUAUUAGAAGUGCUGCUGCACCUGUGAGCAUAUGGAGGACAUACUUUAUAGCAAAUGAAUGGCAUGAAAUUCAGACAGUGAGGAAGAUAAAUCCCCUCUUCCAAGUGAUUGCAGUCCUUUUCUUUCUGGAGGUGGUGGGAUUUUCAAACCUGGCUUUAAUGGAUUCUUCUUCCAGUCUUACGAGAAGCAGUGAGAGUUACAUCGCUCCCUGGAGCCGCACGUUGAGAUUUGGGGUGUCUGCUGCUCUGUGGCUGGCCAUUGCCUUCCUGCAGAUUCUAUUUUUUUCUGUGUUCUAUGAAAGAUUUGUUGAAGACAAGAUAAGCCAGUUUGUUGAUUUGUGUUGCAUGAGCAAUAUUUCAGUCUUCCUCUUGUCACAUAGCUGCUUUGGGUACUAUAUCCAUGGGCGCUCUGUGCAUGGGCAUGCAGAUACCAAUAUGGAAGAAAUGAAUCUGAACCUAAAGAGAGAAGCAGAGAAUCUCUGCAGUCAGAGAGGUUUGCUGCCCGGCACAGAGUGCCAGACCUUUCAGAUCUCCCUGUCAAGAAGGAUGCGGCUGCACUACGACAGGAUCCACGAAGCCCUGACCAGGAAACGUGGUCCUGCCAGGCUUGUGGACUCCUCAGCAAAUACUUUUGAGCAGAGCACAAGGGCAUACAACACCAUGAACAAGUUCCUCGGCUCCUUCAUUGAUCACGUUCACAAAGAAAUGGAUUAUAUUGUAAAAGAUAAGUUGCUGCUGGAAAGGAUUCUUGAAAUGGAGUUAAUGGAACCACUGGAUAAAAGUAUAUUUUACAAUGACGAAGGACAGGCUUUCACUGACGUUCUCUAUUAUGGCAACGAGACCACGCUGCUCAUCUUCGAUAUCCUCUUUUUCUCCGUGGUGGAUCUGGCUUCCCAGAGUUUUGUGUUAGCAGCCAUUGUGACAUACUUGCAACAAGAGAUAUUUAGGUUCAUUCGUAAUACACUUGGGCAGAAGAAUUUGGCAUCCAAAACCUUGGUGGAUCAAAGAUUUCUCAUUUGA